AUGGAUUGGUCGAUUAACCACUCAACUCAUCUCAUCCUCGUUCCCGUUGCCGCUGGCGGGCUUCGUUCCGAGUCCCGACUCCCAUCACCGUUGUCGUCGGCAUCGCGAUGUGAGUUAUUGUUGGGGGUCCCUCAUCCGUUUUUACAUGUUUCGCAUCCGCAAGUGGCCUGGAUCUCCGCGAACCCCGGUCUACGUGAUGUGCUUCGGAGGAUUUCACGCGUCAACUCGUGCUUCAAGGACAUGCGAACUGGUCGUCCCCAUCGGAGCCCACACAUCGUGAACAGCACACCCCUUGUCGUUCCAACCCAUGGGCCAAUGCUGUGGCUAGGCCUUUGGCGACACCCCUUGGCCCUGCAACGACACCAAACCAAACAUCGUGAAAUGGACCGGGCAUGA
Molecule: messenger RNA, 396 nt
Organism: Colletotrichum paranaense
Lineage: Eukaryota; Fungi; Ascomycota; Sordariomycetes; Glomerellales; Glomerellaceae
Exons: 1
Coding region: 1-396 (131 amino acids)
Source: RefSeq, a predicted model, not a curated record